Messenger RNA from Dentiscutata heterogama, 717 nucleotides. The record is from the annotation of a GenBank genome assembly. NCBI's taxonomy places the organism in Eukaryota, Fungi, Glomeromycota, Glomeromycetes, Diversisporales, Gigasporaceae.
AUAAAUGGAUUAGCAGAUAUUGACACACCACCUAGUCAUGCAAUAUUUACAUCUCUACCUAAAGUUAGAGAAAUAUCUAAUUCAAAUCAACUUCCGUUACAACCAUUACAACCAUUAUUACAGCCAGUUUCACAACUACACUUACAAAUAUCUUCACAAAUACCCUCACAGACAUCUUCACAAAUACCUUCACAAAUGCAUUUACAAAUGCCUUCACAAAUGCCUUCGCAAAUGCUUUUUUCACAAAUAAGCUCACAAAUCCCUUCACAAAUGCCUUUGCAAAUGCCCUUACAAAUUCCUUCACAAAUACCUUUACAACCAUCUUCACAAAUACCAUCUAAUUUUUCAAAUUAUUCAUUACAACCAUCAACUAAUUUUUUUUCACAUUACCCUAAUAUUCCCUUACAAGUAUUGCCAAAAUUUCCUUUAUACAUACCAUCAAAUUUCUCUUCACAAUUAUUACCUUCUAUCUCUUCACAACCUUAUUUUAUGCCAUUUCCGAUUUUGCCUAACUUAUCACAAGAAUCAACAAUCUCUUCAAAAUAUAAAGUUGAAAAUGCGAAUGGAGAAAUUUUGGCAGGUUUAUCAAAAUUUCAAGAUCAUGCUAUUCAAGUUAAGCAGAUAUGUAAAUUAAAUGAUAAACAAUUUGAAUUAGUAGGAAUUACUAAAACAGGAUGGAAAAUUGCAUUGCAAGAGGCUUCUAAAGAAUAUAAUUAA